This is a messenger RNA of Porites lobata, 1100 nucleotides long. The record is from the annotation of a GenBank genome assembly. Lineage: Eukaryota; Metazoa; Cnidaria; Anthozoa; Scleractinia; Poritidae.
AUGUCUUUUGCUUUGGACCACGAUUACUGCAAAGUUAUGCCUUUUGAGGAAGACUUCCACGGUGAUUUUCCGCCUAAGCCGGUAGAUGAAGACGAAGCUAAAAUGGCGCCCGAGAAAGAGUUGCCGAUCGACGAGGAAAUAGACGUUUGUGGUGAACCAGCCUACAGUGAUGAAAUAUCGACUUCGUUGUCUCCUGCCCACAGUCUGGACAGUGGGGUGGAUGCUGGUAUGGAAGAUUUCUUGGCGGAUUUUCCUUCCACUUGGAAGGACGAGCUGGAGGAUUUCAGUUUAAACGACGAAGACCUCCUUGAUUUGGAAGCUCUUUUAAGGGAGAACAUCCCCGCAAUGGAACCUCCAGCUGGAAAAGAAACAAUAAAUGCGAGCUAUGGGACUCUCUCGGUGCUUAAUCCUACCACAAAAGCGAAUGUACAAACGGCUUUGCCAAAAGGCAAGAAACUGUUGCCGUCUGAAGAGGAGCAAGCCAUCAUCGAAAAAAACAAGAAGAAUGCCAUUGCAGCAAGGGAGAACCGACAGAAGAAGAAAAAAUACGUAGAAGGACUUGAGAAUAAUGUUAAAAAGUUACAAGAGGAUAACAGGACAUUGAAAACUCGAAACGAAAGAAUGACCACCAUGAUCAGAAAGCUUUCAGAUGAGGUGAAAUAUCUUCGCAGUGUGCUUGCCAAUGAGAGUACGAUUUCACUCUUGAUAAAGAGCGUUGCAGCCACACCUGGAAUUUCCUUGACAUCGUCACUUAUGCAGUCAUCUCAGAGUGAAGAAGAGGGAACAGCAAGCAAGACUUGUGAAGGGAAAAAGUACAGCACCAGAAGCAGGAAACGGCAUGCUAGCGAGGUGGUGGAAGUGACACCCAGCAAGAGAACCCGUAAUUCUACCAACCCUGGUGGUGUCUGCCUCCAUGUGAGCCAUGGCAAAGUGUCACUGGAGUUCUGUGCAAAGUGUCAGAUGAUAGCUUCAAAAAGCGGAGUGCAGUAAAUAUGAAAACAAAAUGUCGGUAUCACAGGCCAAGUAUAAUACUUAUACUUAAAAGUGGAGUCAAACUGCAUUGCCGAUGCCAUGGAACAUCACUUAUGUACAGGGAAUGA